AUGCGGACAUCCCUGUGACAGCUGUACUGGGGCAGUUUUUGCCUGUUCCAGGUGAACUAGUUCUGAAUGAACAAGAGUUUGAAAAUGGACCCUUACAGCCAGUAGCUAGCACUGCUACAUUCCAUCUAGAAUCAAAUCUGCACAGGCCAGUGAAAACGACCUCGGAGGGCUUACCUUUUGGUUCAGGGGUGACAAAGUCUAAGAAACCAUGUAACUGCACAAAAUCUCAGUGUCUUAAAUUAUAUUGUGAUUGCUUUGCCAAUGGUGAUUUUUGCAACAACUGCAACUGCAAUAAUUGUUACAACAAUCAACUUCAUGAAACUGAGCGAUUUAAAGCCAUUAAGGCCUGUCUUGAUAGAAACCCAGAAGCUUUCUUACCAAAGAUUGGGAAAAGGAAACUGGGAGAAACUAAACCUCGCCAUAACAAAGGAUGUAAUUGCAAGCGCUCAGGAUGCCUCAAGAAUUAUUGUGAGUGCUUUGAGGCUAAAAUUAUGUGUUCCUCUAUUUGCAAAUGCAUUGGUUGCAAAAAUUAUGAAGAAAGUCCAGAUGAAAAAAAACAGCUGAAUGUGCUAAACUGCAUGGACAUUCGAAAUAAUGAAGGAAAUAGCCGAAUUUUAACAUCAACAUUCAAAACAUUACCAAAAUUCAAGAAAGGCAGACAACCAGCUGUAUGUAUAUCUUGGGAAGAAGUGAAAGCAAUAUGUGCUCGUCUCCUGGUGCAAGCUGAAGAGGCAGAAAAAAGAGGUUACUCUGUCUGUCUAGCUCAGUGGAUGAUUAUGGAGGAAUUUGGGAGAUGUUUAUCCUAG
Molecule: messenger RNA, 806 nt
Organism: Pelecanus crispus (Dalmatian pelican)
Lineage: Eukaryota; Metazoa; Chordata; Aves; Pelecaniformes; Pelecanidae
Source: RefSeq, a predicted model, not a curated record